ACGGUGUUUUUCUGAGCGAGUGCACUGAGGAUUGCAGCCAUUGCUGUCAUCGGGCUGUAUCCUGUUGUUUGAGAGAAGUAUCUGCUGUCCGUAACACACAGUUAGGAGCUUAAAACAACUCAGAUCUCUCCUCCGGUUGUCUCGGCUGGCUCGCUUGCCAGCUGAAUCUCGUCGGGAUGGACCCAGCAAGCCGAUACCAAGUGCUGCACAAUGAGGAUGACUCCUCAGAGGCCUCAACCAGCGAGCAGCAGCCAUGCACUUCUGCCACAGCCCAGGCUGGAACGUCCAGCCAGGAGCAGAGUCAGGCCCAGGCCGGCCCCGCGCCUGCCGCAGCCGCAGCAGCAGCAGCAGAGGCGUCGGGAUCAGGAACUCAGGGGGAGAGAGAGGUACCGCCACCUCCUUACGCCUCCAUUGACUUGGGAGCAACUGCUGCAGCACCUGAGACCAGUUUCCGAGGUGACUUCCCAGUGCCUCCGCCCUACAGCGUCGCCACCUCACUGCCCACAUAUGACGAAGCAGAGAAGGCCAAAGCGGCCGCCAUGGCUACCUCCACUGUGGAGGUGAUGCCACGGGAUGAUGAGUUCCCUCCCAGAGAUGAUUUCAGUGACGCUGAUCAGCUUCGAGUUGGGAACGAUGGAAUCUUCAUGUUGGCCUUUUUCAUGGCCUUCCUGUUCAACUGGAUUGGUUUCUGCCUGUCUUUCUGUCUGACCAACACCAUCGCAGGACGCUACGGAGCAAUCUGCGGCUUCGGCCUUUCCCUCAUCAAGUGGAUUCUUAUCGUCAGGUUCUCAGACUACUUCACUGGCUACUUUAACGGUCAGUACUGGCUCUGGUGGAUCUUCCUGCUGCUCGGUCUGCUGCUGUUCUUCAGGGGUUUCGUUAACUAUCUUAAAGUGCGCAACAUGUCAGAGAAUAUGGCCACCUCCCACAGAACACGCCUCUUCUUCCUCUACUGAUAGGUUUCCACACAUCACCAUUCCUUUCCAAUGUGAAGUUCCCUCCCUCCCCCUCGAAUGACCUGAGCAAGGAGCGUUGCAGUGAAGAGAGGAGACGGGGAAGGAAUGAAGGAAAAGAACGAAGGGAGGAAAAAAGUGUUACCGGUCUCAUUAAGCAUAACGCGGCUCACUCUGAACUCCUGAACCGAGCCGAAAAAAUAAGUCUUUGAUGAUCAGAUCUCUUCCCCCGGCUUUGUUUUUCUUUUUCAUUUUUCCUUUGAUUCUCAACGCAGUGUGAAUAAAAAAGUAGUCCCACGUAUGUGUCAUGGCUCUCAGGAGUAGGAGUGCUUUUGAGAUGCACGACCUGAGCGCUUCCUGAGGCGAAAUUCAGCCGACCAAAACGAGAUAUCCAAUAGUUGAGGAGCUGCAGAAACAACUACAUGAAAGCACAAUAGAAUUAUUUUAAUGAAACGAUAUCAAUGAAAUGUCUUAAAUGUAGGAAAAGUUUCUCAUUUGUUACGAUAUCGCUCUACCUGCGUAAACAAACGCCAGUGCUAUCAGCUUAUGUUUGACGGAGAAAACUUCUGUUUAUGAACAUCUGAAAUUCUAAAGUACAAAAUGUGCAGGACGUGGAAACCUGCUCCGAGCCUUUGAUAUUUAAAUCUCGCCUCCAGCUUAUGACGCAGUAAGAAUUUCAAACUGCAGCCUGUUUGACGUAUUGCACAUUACAACACAUCUCGAGCAGUUUUUAGCUUUGCCAUUCCAGGUUUUUUAACUUCAGGGUGUUUUGAACAAGUCUUACUUUAACCGUGAUGUAGCUUUUUUUCCUUUUUUUUUAUGCGUAAAUGUGUGGCACCGCCAAAGUCAUCUACUUGAGUUGACAUCCUGAUAUCUCAGCCUUACAUAUCACAUAUUCUGAUGCUUUUAGUGUUUUUAAACCGACUUCCUGUUUCCUCUUUGCUUUGCAACCAGACAUAAAGCUGAAGCUGUUGCUUAAUGUCCAAUUUUUUUUAAACAAAUAAACCAGUUAAAUUAUGAUCUUUGGGAUCUUUUAACUAGCUGAAGUGGGAAACCAAACAUUUUUAUCUUUACUCUCUAAGUUACCAGUUAUAAAAAAAAAGAGGAGAAAAAUGGCCAAGUAGUCUACAAAAGUCAAUAAAAUCAGCAAACUCCCCAAAAAUAUAGUAAAUACAGUAGAUUGUAAACAGAAAAGAUGAAUCAUCAGAAAUCACUUCAAUCAUUUUUUCCCAAUCAAGCCCUGAUAUUUGGGCCACUGUACAUUGAAUAGAGGAUGGAAAUAGCCAAGCAGUUAGUGAAAGUCCGUAAAAUGUGCAAACUCACGCAAAAUACAGUAAAAGAUUGUGAACUGAACAGAUAAAUCACCAGAAAUCACUUUCCCCUUAUUUCUUUGCCUUUUACUGAUAAGCGUCACGCUGACCUGACCUAUGCAGUAAGGAUGUCACGACAUUCUUAGAGGAGGGCUAUAUUUUCUCUGUUUGAAUCAAAGAAAAAUGAAAAGCAUCUGCCUAACUACCAAAACCAAAACUUAACCAUCUGUCCAUAACAUCCUUGUCACCUUUUUUGAAGUUCAGUUUCUCACAUCAGAUCAGUAAAACAUGCAACACACCUGCUUUUUUUUUUUCUUCCCUUACUCCAAACCAAGUACGUCUGGCAAAAAACAGUAUGUGGAAGCUACUGAGGAGGCUCCUCGGAAAUUCAGUGUUUUUAGGCCACACAGGCUGCUGUGGCACGAUCGCAGCCCAAAUGCAGGACUGUGUGGGACGUCAUCUCCUGCUUUGGUGCUGAUAAUAAGCAUUUUAGAAACAACUAUUAUGUGCCAGGCUUGAGUAAGCUCAAUAAAAGAGUCGUAUGCAAUUUAGUUAUCUGUGAUGACCUACAGUAGUCGUGGAUGUGAGGUCCCGUGAUCAUGGAAUAGAUGAAUAGUUUAGUCAUCAGAGAUCAGGUUCGCUCCAGAGUCGUUCAUUUUCGGAUGAAGGUGCUCGUUAAACAAGCUGCACAGCGUGUUGCCAACAGAAUUAUUUUCCAGUAAAUCAGAGUUCAAUGCAAUAAAAGCUCCUAAAAUGUGACUGGUUCUGCAUGUUGUGCAUGAUGUAGAGAAACCCAACACAUGGAUCUCUCUGGGAUUUUUUGGGGUUUUCAUGAUUCGAUUCAAAUCUUCUUUUCUUGGAGCGAGAAGCUCUUGGUGAUGUAACAUAGCUCCAAGUAGAAAGGUGGUGAGAACACCUUUUAUCAUGUGAUAAACUGAGAACAAUACGUUGCCAUUUCUGGUUGAGUGCGACAGUCGGGAUGCUUUCCAGUGUGAGUGCAGUCGUCUAUAUAAGCUCGUGCGCCAUGAAAACGGAGCCUGACUGGACAAAGAGAAACAUGCUUCUUUUAUUAUUUUUGUCAUCCAGAUGAAAUGUAUAUACCAGCUUAUGCCAAUUCAUAAUAUUUGCACUUUGAAGAACUUCUGUACAGUAUGAUUUGUGAAUCUGCUUAACUUGAUGUGGUGGAUACAUAGAGAAAAGAGAAAAAAAAAGAGCCAUUCAAGUUUUACAACUGGAAUUCUUAAUCAAUCCCAAAUGGAAAAUUUGCCUUUUUGCACUUUUUAUUUUUCAACAAUAAUAUUGUUAUUGUGUGUCUCGUUUCAUCGCUUUCAGCCUAAACUGUGACAGCUUACGUAUUGCCCUCCUUUUUCUAUUUUAAAUGCUUUUUUUUCCUUCUUUUUUUGACUGGUCAUAUCCAACUAAAGCCUCUUUUAGCAAUAUCAAAAUCUUUCAGUGAAUUAAAGCUCUGCUGCAUGAUUUAUCCACCUGACUGAGUGGGGUAAUAUUAGGAUUAAUCUAGUACAGCUACAUUUCUUUGUUUGUAAAUAAAUGAAGAAAAAAUGAGACGGCAGCCAAACUUUUUUUUUUCUUUUUGUCCAAGAUAAUCCUCGUAACGUCCUCUUAAACAGUUGUUAUGCAUUAACUGUAACUGGAAAUUGACAGAUGAUCUCUUGCAAAAAUGCCAAUAAAGUUCAAAAGCCUGCCGGUUAA
Plectropomus leopardus (leopard coralgrouper) is the source of this 3973-nucleotide messenger RNA. It is a transcript of the gene ndfip2, whose product is annotated as Nedd4 family interacting protein 2. Gene Ontology annotation, cellular component: perinuclear region of cytoplasm; endoplasmic reticulum; Golgi apparatus. Gene Ontology annotation, molecular function: WW domain binding. The record is from RefSeq and is a predicted model, not a curated record. Gene Ontology annotation, biological process: ubiquitin-dependent protein catabolic process; metal ion transport; vacuolar transport. Lineage: Eukaryota; Metazoa; Chordata; Actinopteri; Perciformes; Serranidae.